AGAGCAUUUUCAUCGCGUUGACGGCUUGCCGUUUCCUAUCGAAGCAAUGGCAGGAGUGAAAGCUUCUCUGUUUUAUGGAGUCAUUGCUGCCUUAACGGGUUCGGAGGUGCUUGCCUUUGUGGAGGAUUUGGACGACACAUUUAAAGAGACCAGAGUCAAUGACAUCUGGCUGGUUGAUUUCUACGCUCCUUGGUGCGGCUACUGCAAAAAACUGGAGCCCGUGUGGCACGAUGUGGGCGCCGAGCUGAAAGUAUCCGGGUCGCCGGUCCGUGUCGGCAAGAUGGACGCCACUGCUUACUCAGGAAUGGCGUCAGAGUUUGGCGUGCGCGGUUACCCCACCAUAAAACUAUUAAAGGGUGACCUGGCCUACAAUUACAAAGGUGCGAGGACAAAAGACGACAUAGUGGAAUUUGCCAAUCGGGUGGCCGGGCCGGCCGUUCGAGCCCUUCCUAGCAAGCAGAUGUUUGAGCAUUUGAUGAAGCGACACAACGUCCUCUUCGUGUACGUCGGCGGCGAGUCUCCCCUCAAAGAGAAGUACAACGACGUUGCCACUGAGCUCAUUGUCUAUACAUAUUUCUUCUCGGCCUCGGAGGACGUCCUGCCAGAGGUGACAAAUGAUCAAACGUCCGUAACCUUGCCGGAGUUGCCCGCGGUUAUCGUGUUCAAAGAUGACGCCUACUUCACCUACGACGAGUACGCUGAUGGCAGCCUGACCAGUUGGGUCAACAGAGAGCGCUUCCAAGGCUACCUGCAGAUUGACGGAUUUACACUGUACGAGCUUGGAGAGACAGGCAAACUGGUGGUGAUUGCAAUCAUUGACGAGAAGGACCCCACCGAGGAGAGUGGCAGAUUAAAAGUGUUGAUUCAGACGGUUGCCAGGGAAUACAGAGAGCACUUUAGCAGAGAUUUCCAGUUUGGCCACAUGGAUGGGAACGACUACAUCAACAGCCUCAUCAUGGGCGAGGUGACGGUGCCUUCCAUUAUCGUCCUCAACACAGCCAACGAGCAGUACUUCCUGCCCAGCCAGCCGACCGAGACCGUGGAGCAGCUGGUCCAGUUCAUCAGCGGCGUUCUGAACGGUUCCGUGCCGGCUCAAGGAGGUGACGGCUUCAUCCAGAGGAUCAAGCGCGUGCUCUUUGAUGCCAGAUCCACUGUGAUGUCAGUGUUCCGCAGCUCACCCCUAUUGGGUUGCUUCCUGUUUGGCCUGCCGCUGGGCGUGAUCAGCCUCAUGUGCUACGGCAUCUGCACGGCCGAGACGGACGACGGCUCGGACGACAUUGACGCCAUCAAGCGGGAGGGUCUGACCGACGACGAGGAGGAGCAGGAGGAGGAGGGGGGGAGAGAAGAGGAGGAGGAGGAAGGGGAGGGGGAGGAAGAGAGAGAGGAGGACGAGGAGGAGGAGGAAGAGGAGGAGGAGGAGGAGGAGGAGGAUCGACGGUUGGAGGGCCCCGAGGGGGAGGUGGCAUUAGAAAAGGAUCCAGAAGAGAAGAAAACGGAUUAACGCAGGGCUGCAUGAUGGAUGGAUGGAUGAGUGAGUGGAUGUGACGUGGAACUCAGACGCAUCAGCAACACGGCUCGUGUCGCUGAUCUUUGCUUUUCCAUCUCACUGGCCUGUUUCAAAGCCUGUCUUAGCACAGGCUCUCCAAGCGACGCGUUUCCCGAUCUUACGCUUACGGAACGCCCCCAGACGGAAACUCUGCCAUAAUUGUCAUUUGCGCUUUUCUUUUGGUUCGUUCAAGAUUUGUGAGUAGAGGGCCACUAUGUGCGCCGUGUUGUCUACACGUCAUAUCCCGGGUCGCAUUUACGAUCUUUUUGUCCAGGUAGCCGACGAGCGGACAAAAGUAUUUGGACAAAUCCCAACGGACUGCUACAGUGGUGUGUCCCAAUACUCAAUGUCCGUGUGUGUAAGAAAGCUAAAAUCAAAAUUGGUGUAUGACUACACUGUGAACAAAAGUAUUCGGACAAGCCCCUAUGUCUGUUGAAGUGUGUCCCAAUAAUUUUGUCCCUGUCUGUAUAUAAGAUAUAAUCAAAAGAGGUGUGCGACAGCACUGUGGUCAAAAGUAUUGGGACAAGCCCUAAUUGACUGAUACACACAAGCAACCUUCCACCCCUCAAUAGAAAAAAAACAAGCCCUCGCUUUGCCUUUUGGUCUUUGUAUUUUAUUUCCACGUUGGAUUUAAAUAAAGAAUUGCCCUUUUUCUUGUUAA
Messenger RNA from Syngnathus acus (greater pipefish), 2207 nucleotides. Its product is annotated as protein disulfide-isomerase TMX3-like. Gene Ontology annotation, biological process: peptidyl-cysteine oxidation. Bases 47 to 1501 code for a protein of 484 amino acids. The record is from RefSeq and is a predicted model, not a curated record. Lineage: Eukaryota; Metazoa; Chordata; Actinopteri; Syngnathiformes; Syngnathidae. Gene Ontology annotation, molecular function: protein disulfide isomerase activity. Gene Ontology annotation, cellular component: endoplasmic reticulum. The transcript is spliced from 16 exons.